AAUCUUUGGCGCGUCUCUCUCCUCAUCCCUGCUGUCCGAAGUCUGUAAAAAUGGUUGGACAGAAAUGCCCUUGACUGACCGCAACACGCUGUCCCGCUCUACUACCAUCAAAGCCAGGUAUAAAUCCGACGAACCAGCUACGGUCACUCACCGAUCUCUCUACUGUGACUCCAUCACCUGAGAGCUCGCAAUGGAGGAGAAGCCAUUGUCGCUGCUCAUUCCUCUCCUCUCCUCUCUACUCUUCUUCUCCGCGAUUUCGCAGGCCGCCAAUGUCACCUACGACCGCCGAUCUCUCAUCAUCGACGGCCGCCGCAAGCUCCUCAUCUCCGCCUCCAUACACUACCCUCGCAGCGUCCCUGAGAUGUGGCCAGGACUGGUCCAAACAGCGAAGGAAGGAGGCAUCGAUGUGAUUGAAUCUUACGUGUUUUGGAAUGGUCACGAACCUUCUCCAGGCAAAUAUCACUUUGGAGACCGCUAUGAUCUGGUCAAGUUUGUGAAGAUUGUUCAGCAGGCCGGAAUGUAUUUGAUUCUUCGUAUUGGUCCAUUUGUUGCAGCUGAAUGGAAUUUUGGUGGAGUACCUGUUUGGUUGCAUUAUGUACCUGGCACUGUCUUCCGAACGAACAAUGAGCACUUCAAGUACUAUAUGCAGAACUUCACAACAUACAUAGUGGACCUAAUGAAGCAAGAGAAGUUUUUUGCAUCACAAGGAGGUCCCAUCAUAUUGGCCCAGAUAGAAAAUGAAUAUGGAGACAGUGAAUCGAUUUAUGGAGAUGGGGGGAAGAAAUAUGCCAUGUGGGCUGCUCAAAUGGCUCUUUCUCAAAAUAUUGGUGUACCUUGGAUAAUGUGCCAGCAGUAUGAUGCUCCCGAUCCUGUGAUUAAUACUUGCAAUUCAUUUUACUGUGAUCACUUCACCCCUAAUUCUCCGAACAAGCCUAAAUUUUGGACGGAGAACUGGCCUGGAUGGUUUCAAACAUUUGGGACUGCAAACCCUCACAGACCACCUCAAGAUAUUGCAUUUUCUGUUGCUCGCUUUUUCCAAAAAUCUGGCAGUGUGCAAAAUUAUUACAUGUAUCAUGGGGGAACAAAUUUUGGUCGUACUUCAGGCGGACCAUUCAUUACAACAAGUUAUGAUUAUGAUGCACCAAUAGAUGAAUAUGGAUUACCUAGGAAUCCAAAAUGGGGACACCUUAAGGAUCUUCACAGAGCUAUAAAGUUAUGUGAGCAGGCAUUGCUCAACAGUGAGCCAACUUCGUUGAAACUAGGUCUUUUACAGGAGGCUGAUGUCUAUACUGACUCAUCUGGAGCAUGCGCAGCCUUUAUUUCCAACACAGAUGACAAAUAUGACCAUGUUGUAGUGUUUCGGAAUGUGUCGUAUAACCUGCCAGCCUGGUCCGUUAGCAUUCUGCCAGAUUGUAAGAAUGUAGUCUUUAACACAGCAAAGGUGGGAUCCCAAACUUCUAUGGUUGAAAUGAUACCAGAGAACUUGCAGGCAUCAGUGAUCUCACCAGAUGAAGGCUUGAAAGUUCUUCAAUGGGAAGUAUUUGUGGAGAAAGCUGGGGUAUGGGGAGAGGCUGACUUCGUUCAAAAUGGCUUUGUAGAUCACAUUAAUACCACAAAAGAUACAACUGACUACCUCUGGUAUACAACGAGUUUGGAUGUUGAUGAAAAUGAAGGAUUCUUAAAGAAGGGAAGCCAACCAUUUCUUCUUGUUGAAUCAAAAGGUCAUGCUCUCCAUGCUUUUGUGAAUCGGGAGCUUAAAGCUACUGCAUCUGGGAAUGGAACAAAUUCAACCUUCAAAUUCCAAAAACCUAUCUCUCUCAAGGGAGGAAAAAAUGAAAUUGCUCUUCUAAGUAUGACUGUUGGUCUACAAAAUGCAGGGCCAUUUUAUGAAUGGGUUGGAGCAGGACUUACAAGUGUCAAGAUUUCGGGUUUCAACAAUGGAACAAAAGACCUCUCUACGCAGACAUGGACAUACAAGAUUGGAUUGCAAGGAGAACAUCUGAGCAUAUACAAGCCUGAAGGUAUGAAUAAGGUAAACUGGGUGUCGACCUCAGAACCACCGAAGAACCAGCCUCUUACAUGGUAUAAGGUUGUUGUGGAGACUCCAUCUGGCAAUGAACCUAUUGGCCUGGAUAUGAUUGAUAUGGGGAAGGGCCUAGCUUGGCUGAAUGGUGAAGAAAUUGGAAGAUAUUGGCCUAGGAAAAGCUCUAGACAUGGUAAGUGUGUCCAAGAAUGCAACUACAGAGGCAAAUUUAUGCCAGACAAAUGCCGCACAGGAUGCGGAAAGCCAACGCAAAGAUGGUACCAUGUUCCAAGGUCUUGGUUCAAAUCAUCCAAAAAUACUCUUGUGAUCUUUGAGGAGAAAGGCGGAGAUCCAACAAAAAUUAAAUUCUCAAGACGGAAAACCUCAAAGGUCUGCGCUCUCAUCUCAGAAGAUCAUCCCUCCUUUGAAAUUGAAUCCUGGCAGAAUGGAACCGAGAAUAACAAAAACAAAGUAGCUGCCCACUUGAAGUGCCCCGAGAGUACUCGGAUUUCCUCUGUAAAUUUUGCUAGCUUCGGAACUCCUACCGGAACGUGUGGAUCCUACGUCAAGGGAGACUGCCAUGAUCCUGAUUCCACUUCCAUGGUAGAAAGAGACUGCUUAAAUAAAUCUGAAUGUACCAUAGAAUUAACGGAACAGAACUUCAAUAAGGAUUUGUGUCCCAGCACGACUAGAAAACUUGCCGUUGAAGCAGUUUGCAGCUGAAAUUACCACUUCCAGGAAUAGAAGACAGUGGAAUCAACCACAGUGAUUAUUAUUUUUUGUCCGUCGACUUUCUACAGAGGUGCGAAGUUAUUACUUCUCCAGCUGGAUUUACAUUUCUUAAUUGAAGACUCAAAAAUUAUAGCGUUAGCAAUUAGAGCAGCUUGUUCUCAUGCUUGCUCUUGUGUUCAUCUCUGGGCAUAGCGAGUAAUAUAUUAAUUUUUUACGCGUGUGAUGUAAUAACAAUCUUUCUUUUUAAAUUUGAGAAAAUUGAACCC
Malania oleifera is the source of this 3021-nucleotide messenger RNA. Its product is annotated as beta-galactosidase 10. Gene Ontology annotation, molecular function: carbohydrate binding; beta-galactosidase activity. The record is from RefSeq and is a predicted model, not a curated record. The transcript has 19 exons. Gene Ontology annotation, cellular component: vacuole; cell wall. Gene Ontology annotation, biological process: carbohydrate metabolic process. Lineage: Eukaryota; Viridiplantae; Streptophyta; Magnoliopsida; Santalales; Ximeniaceae. Bases 191 to 2746 code for a protein of 851 amino acids.